Messenger RNA from Erythranthe guttata (spotted monkey flower), 1866 nucleotides. NCBI's taxonomy places the organism in Eukaryota, Viridiplantae, Streptophyta, Magnoliopsida, Lamiales, Phrymaceae. The record is from RefSeq and is a predicted model, not a curated record.
AUGGCAGCAAAUGGUGAAUCAAACCCCAUCGCCGCUGGUAUUAUUGGAAGUUGUCGGUACAAUGAUUCUCUGCACAUCAUUUCCAUUAAGAAUGAUUCGACUUUAAAGGAGAUCUAUGAAUCUAUCUUAAUGAAGUGGAACGAUAUACAUCCCGACAAAUUGGUGCUCCAAUACUUGGCUCCCCGUGAAAGAAUGUUCGUCACACUGACUUCUGACGAAGACGUGGUGAAUAUGGUUACAUUGCAUUUGGUAAUGCACAUGAGUGUGGUCGACAUUAUGGUGAGCCGCACUGAUGAACUUGAUGGGCGUAGAAGGAGGACCCCCAGCAACGGUUGUGGUGAUGCUACUCUUCGUACAAGGGGUCAUCCCAAAGCCGAUGCUACGUGGAUUUCGCAACUUAUGAAACAAAAAUUGAGAGAUGAGCCAGGUUACAAACCAAUUGCUAUUUUGAAUGAGGUCCAAAGAAAGUAUGGUGUGGAGCUUAAGUACUAUACGGCGUGGAGAGGUAAGGAAAAAGCAAUGUAUGACAUUCAUGGGGAUGAGUCGAGCUGUUAUGAUAAACUGAGACGUUAUUGUCGUGCACUAAAACAGAAUAACCCUGGUAGUUGUGCCGAUUAUGAGAUUGACCCUCAAACUCAAAAGUUUCUUCGGAUCUUUAUUAGUUUUGGAAAUUCUAUUUUGGGUUUCCACCGUGGGUGUAGGCAAAUGAUAUGUUUGGAUGAGACUCAUAUUAAAAAUAAGUACAAAGGUUGUUUACUUUCUGCUGUGUCCAAAGAUCCAAAUGAUGAGUUAUACACAUUGGCCUAUGCAAUUGUUGAUGCCGAGAAUGACAGGAAUUGGGAGUGGUUUUGUAAUAAGCUGAAAGAGAUUCUUGUUUAUCACAAUGGGGGUUUAUUGAAAAAUUACACAAUUUUCUCUGAUCGUCAUUCGGGGCUUAUUAAAGCCAUUCCACUGGUAUUUCCUGGUAGCAACCAUGCUUAUUGUUUGCGACAUUUGGAGGAUAACUUUAGAACAAAGGUUCUAAGAUCGUAUCCAUUGCACAACAAAGCAUAUUGGGUGAGUGUUCUACAUAAGGCUGCAAUUGCUCCUACUCGGCAAGAGUUUGAGGAACAUGUAUCUCAUAUAGUUCAAUCAAUGCCUCGUGCGGAAUCAUUUAUCCGAGACUCUGAUCCCAAUCGUUGGGCCAAUGCAUACUUUUCUGGGGAUAGAUGGGGAAUAAUGAACAGUAACCAAGUUGAAUGUUGGAAUGGUUGGGUUAAAGAUGAACGAUCUUUGCCAGUUCCAUCCAUGAUUGAUAUGAUACGAAUCAAAAUAAUGAAGAUGAUAGGUAAUCGACGAGAAGAUUCUUUAGUCAUGACUGGUACAGUGUGUCCAAGAGUUGAAAAGAGAUUAUUAAUCAACUAUACGGCCUCUCGCUUAUUAAAAUAUACCAGAUCCAGUGGUACGCGUUAUGAGGUGUAUGAAGAGGAUAAGUCGUAUGGUGUUGAUUUAGAGACUAGGACCUGUACUUGCAAAUCUUGGCAGUUGGAUAAACUUCCGUGCAAACAUGCAUGUGCAGGUAUUGAGUCGAAAGGAUAUUCGGUAUUUGAAUUUGUUGAUCCUUGCUUCCGGGUUGAUUUGUACAAAGAAGUAUACAAGUACACAAUUAAUCCAAUUCCUUCUUUUGAUGAGGACUUUGAUUUGUACAAUGCACAAACAAAUCAUGGCCCGGAAGAUAUAUUUAUUAAUCCACCUGCAUCGAAAGCUCUACCAGGCCGUAGAAGGACGAAAAGAAUUCCAUCGCAAGUCGAAACCCGUGCUACGAAGUGUGCACGGUGUGGUAAACCUGGACAUAAUCGUCGUACGUGCAAACAACCAGUCCCGUAG